GCAGCGCUUACGCUGUCUUACGAGGCAAGGAUGAACCGAGAAAUCCCUGGUUUCUACUAUGAUCCGGAGAAAAAGAAAUACUUCAAGAUCCAAGCAAACCAUGUUGCACCACAAGGAAUACAGUACUCAAAAGAGUCCAUUAAGCGCAAGCGGACGCAACAAGAGGUUGCCAUCAAACAUAACAAGCGAGUCCAUCUCGACCAGAGAAUAGCUCGUGAGAAAGUCCGCAAAGCAAGUUUUCUACACCAUCCGCUUGUUGGUGCUGACCGGGAAUUGGGUACCCGCAUCUUGUCCUCAUCCACGAGACAGGAACAGGUGGCGCGCUGCUAUCUGAGCCAAGUUCGACGAAAGAAGCUUCAUCAAUUCGAGCCGUGGCCAAAUGACUAUUCCAUUCGGCAUGUCCUCCGAAACCCGCGCUCUGGGGCUUUGAUUGCGAGUGGACAUCGCGGAAACGAGUCAUCAGUAUCAAUAUGUUUUCCGGAUUUUGACGAGAAAAGAUGGACCUAUGACCGCACCAUGGAACGAGUGUUAUUCAAAGAGUCCUACAGGGAUGACAUCCAGCUCUCAUCGAUUUCAUUAAGUCACACCGGGUAUUUAUUGGCCACAAUGGAUAGUGGCCCGGAUGGGGACUCCUUCCUGGCCCCGCGCAUGCUCCCAGACCCAGAUGAAGGCGGCGACUAUCGCUGGCCGGUGUGCUUCACCCAUCCUAUCCGCAUCAGGACCACACCAUCCCUCUGGUGCUCCGCUGCCUGCCCUACAGGCAGCAAAGCCCUCUUCGCUAUCGGCACAUCUGAUGGCCUGCACACGCUCGAGGGACUUGGUAGCCACUGGACGCUCUCCCAGAAACCCUUCCCCCAUGAAAAGAGCCCCGGGAACCAAGGAUUUCGCCGGCAUGGGAACUCCUCGCAUGCCAGUGUUAGCGCCGUUGAAUGGCUCUCGACCGACAUAAUCGCGGCAGGGCUCCGAAACUCCACUGUGUUCCUGCACGACGUGCGCAGCGGUGGUAGCGCCAUGCGACUGCAGCAUCAGCAUUCCGUCACUAAGAUCCGCAAGGUCGACCCAUAUCGUCUUGUCGUAUCUGGCCACAAUUCGCUCCAAAUGUACGACAUUCGGUUCGCGCCGAACGGCCUCCAGCGCAAACCAAAGCCACUCGCCCAGUCUCACACGUCUACUCGCCCCUACCUCUCUUUUCCUGACUACUCACCCGACGUGAUCCCCGACUUCGACGUGAGCACUGAACUUGGUCUUAUUGCAAGUGCAUCCGAUGAUCGCCAAGUCCAACUCUUCUCCAUCAACACCGGCAACCAAGUCCCCUCUCCCCUUUCUGACUACCAUUAUACCCAUCCCAUCACAUGCGUGUGCUUCGAGUCCAGCGCAGACCUCUCCAGUCGGCAGGGUCCCCAAACACCCAGCCUCCUCGUCUGUUCCAAAGCAACUGUCGACCAGUGGAUGUGGUGA
Molecule: messenger RNA, 1458 nt
Organism: Penicillium macrosclerotiorum
Lineage: Eukaryota; Fungi; Ascomycota; Eurotiomycetes; Eurotiales; Aspergillaceae
Exons: 10
Cellular component (GO): Cul4-RING E3 ubiquitin ligase complex
Molecular function (GO): protein binding
Source: RefSeq, a predicted model, not a curated record